This is a messenger RNA of Serpula lacrymans var. lacrymans S7.9, 3242 nucleotides long. RefSeq lists its product as uncharacterized. The transcript has 12 exons. The record is from RefSeq and is a predicted model, not a curated record. Gene Ontology annotation, cellular component: nucleus. Gene Ontology annotation, molecular function: DNA-binding transcription factor activity, RNA polymerase II-specific; zinc ion binding; DNA binding. Bases 382 to 2730 code for a protein of 782 amino acids. NCBI's taxonomy places the organism in Eukaryota, Fungi, Basidiomycota, Agaricomycetes, Boletales, Serpulaceae. Gene Ontology annotation, biological process: regulation of DNA-templated transcription; DNA-templated transcription.
GAAGAGGUAUGCCCAUAAGGGGUAUAUGGGAUGAUUUUCAUGUGUCAGAAAUAAUAAUAAUAUAAAUGUGCUAAGCGUAUGCUAACGCUUUUACAGCUGCUUUUACUUGGGAACUGUUCGCUCGGACUAGCUUUUGUCACUCACGGCCCUUCUGCAUGCCACCCGUCUCUCCAUAAUAAGUCUCGCUCUCUUCCACCUUUCUUUCCUUGCUCCUGGCCAUCCAGCGCUUAUCCUUCCUUCCUCUUCCCUCCACCAUCCCUGCCACCUCUCAAGUCUGUAUUCUCCUUACGCUGGUCUUCCUAUUUACUCCUGUACUCCCUUUUCCCCAUAAUCGCACACCCAUACCUUCAUCGCAACUGUACUCUUCUGCUUUAAUUCGCCAUGGAUCCCUACGCUCGCUCUCGUGAGACCUCCUCUUCUAUCUUGCAGCCCAUCUCUUUCGUGUCCCAUACUCAUUCCCCCGCGGAUCCUCGCUUUCCUCAAUCGGCAUCAGACUCCUCUCCUGACCAGGACAAGCCCGAGACCACCACCAUCGCGUUCAUGAAGGGUCCAAAACGCAAGAGGCUUGCAAAGGCAUGCGAUGCGUGUCACAAGAGCAAACGGCGCUGUGACGGUACAGCUCCUUGCAGCAACUGCUACUUUGCUUCUAAGAAGUGUACGUACACAGAUGCUUCUGGUCGACCAGUUCCUGCCCCUAGACCUUUUAAGACGGAGAGGCCGGAUAUUCCGUCGGAAACCCGUCCAACGUCUUACAUCAACUAUUCCGAAUCUUUCCAGUCUGGACAACAAACAUUUACUAUCCCUUCUAUCCAGAAAGGGGAUUCCUCUUCAUCUCAUUCCGACGAUGAUCUUGCGUCUUCACGGAAGCGAUUCAGGGCCGAAACUGGCAAAAAUAGUUUGUCCGCAGACACCAUCCCUCGGAGCAUUGGCGUCGUUGACCGUUCCUCCGGACUUAACCCCUCUCUCACAAGGGAACUUGUCAACCUAUUUUUCACUCAUCGUCAUCCUCAUCGGAUGAUAAUUCACAAGCCGUCUUUCUCCGCUGCACUAAGCCAUAACCGCGUCCCGUCAUAUCUUUUGCAUGCUAUUUGUGCUCUUGCCGCUCCGAUGUCAAAGCAGCCGCGCAUUCGGACUUUUCCUCCUCGUUUAGCUGGUCAACAGUUCGCCGAAGAUGCUGCUUCAAUAAUGUUCGAUAGUUCUGGCCGCCUGGUUUGCGAGCCCAGCCUAGCGACCGCACAAGCUUUGUGUCUCUUGCAAAUUCAUGAGUCAAUUUCUAAGCCGUCAUGGAAUACACGAUACCACGACCUCACAAUGCAGGUCCUGGAAACGCUUGGAGUCCAUAAAUCGGACAAUCCAGUUUUAACCCCGGUUCCUUCAGUAGAGUUCAUCCAUAACUCCAUUGAACGUGAAUGCGUUCGACGCGUGUUUUGGCUUGUACAUUUUACGGACCUGAUGUCGUCCGUUCUUUAUAAGCGCCAGAUAUCGCCCAAGGAGAGCGAACUCAUGCUCAGGCUGCCGGUUGACGAGACGAGCUUCGAAUUAGCGGUUCAUUCUACUUUACCAGAAUAUUUAUACCUUCCUGCUCCUACUACGCAAUAUGCUUCCGAAUUUGGCCACCUCAUCCGUGUUUUCUCCAUUCACGCAAAGAUUGAAACUACGAUGGACAUCUUCAACAACCCCGAUUCUGGCGCACACCCAGUUGCCACUUUGAUGCAAUCCGAGGCGGCACUUAAGUCAUGGGCUGCAAGCCUUCCCGAUCAUCUCAGCUAUUCUGACGAGAAUGUACAAAUUCAGAUGUCUAUGUUUGAGACCAGUUCUAAUACUGGCGCAUGGUGCUUCUGCUUCAUGCAUAUCAUCCACUCUUCUUGUGUUCUCGCUUUGAAUCAGGCCAGACAAAGAUGCCGAACCGCUAUGCCGGGUGGGCCAACAUGGGCGCUUGAAAGAAUGGAUACCAUUAUGGCUGCUUUGGGUGGGAGAGCAAAGAACAGCCUUAUAUUGGCCGCGGCAGUUUGGCCUUUGAUCAAAUACUGCUAUAGUGAUCAUCCUCGUGUACGGUCUUGGGCGGAUGAAUUUGAAGAAGUAUGGGGCGUCAGGAUUCAAGAUCUAUGUACGCCAGCACCUCAAAUGCGCCCACCCACGUCGACACGCCUUCACUCGGGCCCCACGACGAUGCCUAUUGAUAGAGCGCCACAACAACGAGAGAGCGGUGAGAUGGGCCAUAUUGGUAACAAGAACGUGACCUUAUCACCGAGCUAUCCAUCGAUCGGCCGCCCUUUGAAUGAUCUACGUUUGCAUAAUCGGUCAAGUAACGAUGGGAGAGGACCGUCCGGUGGAAAUGUUGAAACCCGAGAGAGUGAACAAAGAAGGCUAGUGAAGGACACCGAUAUAGACCCGGUGCUCCAAGGCACACCCAACCCGCGUGUACACAUCAGUGUCGAGGGUCCUCCUUCUUUACCCUCGCUCAAAGCAAGUGGACUGCUCGAUUCGUGGAGCGCCCCUAGUCCCAAUGACGGCACCCCCUCCUCGUUCUCCGGCCCUUCCAGCUGGCCGGGUCCAUCCCAGCAUCUCGCUGUGCCACAGUCAUCUCGUACUCCCAAAGAUCCUUUACGUUCACCCUUAUUGUCUUCCCCUUCCGAGUUCAUCACUUCCUCCCCCCGCACAUUGACCACCGGCAUGCCGGUCGGUUUGAAAUGGCUGGCGAACGAGUCCACCGUUUUGAGGCAAAGCUAACUACCCCUUCCCUUUUCUAUUUUUUUUUGUACUCACUCCUUUACGGUGGACGGCUUGCUUGCAAGCUACAUGCUCCCCGUUUGCAUACUCGGCUAUAUAUGCCCAUCCUUGUUUCGUUCAUCCUUACUUAUUCACCUACGAAACUGUAGAGCAUUUAAUUGAAGUGGCUUGAAAGGAUAUUAUUUGUCUUCGUUACAAUCAGUGUAGUUUAUGCAUUCGCCAGAGUCCAUAGUUGAUCACCGAUUAAUUUAUGCGGUCUCUACUUUACGCAAAUUGCGGUGAAGUUCGGGUUUGACGAGCACCACUCGAUCGAUAAGUUUGGUAACUACCUGAUCCUUGUUCGCCUGGUACGCGCCAACGAUGGACUGCAGCUUCAAGUCUGUUUCUCUGUCAACUGCGCUUUGAGCCACAGAGGUGGUACCGGCGUGCUAAGGACGCGUCGAUAUGAUGGAGUGAUUCCAAAAAUAAUCCAAGUCAACAUACCGAGGACUCGAAGGCUUUGAACUCGGCAU